UGAAAUAUACUCGACUUGCCCAGCCUUAGAUCUAUGCCCAACUACACUAUUGACCUACCAAAUCUGCAUGUGUCGUUGACCAGAUUUGCCCACCGUAACACUAUUGUUCACCGUUGGCAACCUCCAUCAACGUCGACCAUCGCACCACCAUCGUUCAUCUCUCGCCAUCCAUUGUGUCACCAUCAAUUCCUCUCUCACCAAUGUAACCGACUAUUCAUCGUGCCAUCAUUAUUGACCUGAAUCGACCAUCGUGUCAUUGUCGCCAUCCACUUGCUCAUGCUGUUGGGAAGUAGAAAAAGAGAGGAGGAAGAAAGGAGAAAGAAGAAGAACGACCAAAAAAAGAAAGAGAGAGAAGAGGGAGAAAGGAAGAAGAAAGGAGAAAGAAGGAGAAAAAUAUGGUGGAUCCAACAUUUUUUUUUCAUAAAAAUUAAUAUCAAUUGGCACAUGGCUACGAAAUUCUAGGCUAUGCAUGUGGGAGAUACACAAAAACCUAGGUUUAUCCAUUUACUUUUUUUAAUAUAUAUAUGUAUAACACAUGUGAGAGCUAAAUUGUAAAUAAGGUGAAAUAGGGAGGCCAAAUAUUUUUUUUCCUUUAAAAAUGAAAUGUUCAAAACGUAAUAUGAGCCCAGUGGUCAUUUAUUUGCCCUUUAUCUAGUUGCAGCCCAUAUGAUUUCCGAGGGCCUAAGCCCAAAAUGAGAAGCAUUUGGCCCAUUGAGCUCAUGAUCGUACAACUGCUCACGGAACAAAAUGGGAAUUUGAUUUUUGUUUUUUCCUCAACCUUUAUAAUAUCACUGGUGAGGCGAUGUGCAGCAUAAAAACGAGAUUGAAGACGAAGACGAAGACGAAGACGAAGGAGAAGAGAAGAGAAGAGAGAGAGAGAAAACCAGAAACAGCAACAACGAAGAAGACGACCGCCAUAGCCAUAGCUCAGUCUUCAAUAAGCUCUGCAGCUCUAAACUCACUCGACCACACCUUCUCUCUUGUAAUGCCGAGAAUUUCCACACCCGAAACCCGAUUAUCCCAAGAAUUUUUCAGGUCAUCGAGUCUCCAAAUUGAUUGACACGAUCGGAGCUCCAAUUUCCUCUGGAGAUCUGGGUUUCUUUCAUCGGAUUAUCCUUCUUCCGUCGUCGAUAAGAAUCUUCAUCUUCUCAUUUCUUCGAUUUGGCGAGGGCCUGUUUUUCACCAGAUCUUGCGAUUACGGAUCGUUUCUUCCACUCCUGCUAUCUCAUAUGUGUUUUCCCUUUCUCUGUCCGGAGUUCUUCGAGAACUUGAGGAAGGGAGACGCCUCUUAGUUCUCUAACAUUAUCGGAUUCAUUAUGUUUCCACAGUUGUCUGUAUUGGGAAUUUCCAAAAGGAUUUACGAAUUUCUCGUUGUUUUCCCUCUUCGCAGAUAUGGAGACGGAGGUGAGGAAUCAGAAUCAGAGAGGGUGUAAACCUCUGGAACCGGAGGUUUUCUUACAGUGGGGAAAGCGGAAGCGACUGCGAUGCCCUAGAAACAAAGACCCAGAGAUCUCCGAGCGAUUGUGCGGCAGUCUACGGAAGAAAAUCGGAUCUCGAAGCGAUCGCUGUGUGAUUUCUUCUUCGGAGAAAGAAAGGAUCCCACUCCAACCAAAUCGUCUAACUAGGAAUUCUGAGGGCGUUACUACGCUGCGUAACGGUGGUGCAGGCACAUCGCCAUCGCCAGAAAAGGAAGACCGUUACUACGCCACCAGAGGAUCCACGGCGGCGGUAGUUGACGAGAACGGCCACGAGGAAAGAGGAGGCAGCUUUGUUUUACCAAAGCUGUUGAUUGCUCUGUCAAGCAAAGAAAAGGAAGAAGACUUCAUGGCCAUGAAAGGCUGCAAGCUCCCACAAAGGCCCAAAAAGAGAGCCAAGAUGAUUCAGAGAAGCUUACUUUUAUUGGAAUUUUGUGUUCAGCUGGUGAGCCCUGGUGCAUGGCUGACUGAAAUGAGCCAAGAAAGAUAUGAAGUUAGGGAAAAGAAGACAACAAAGAAGAGGCCAACAGGGCUGAAAGCCAUGGGAAGUACGGAAACUGAUUCAGAAUGAGGAUAAAGAUGUGAAGAAAUUGAGACUGAACUGACCCUUUUGAUUAUUUUUUGGAAUGGUGAAUUUGAAUGAAGAAGAGUAGAAGGGAAAGAGAGAGUGUGAAUCUCAUCAUCCUCAGCCUCUGCUCUGCAGUCCUUUGGAAUUAUGACUCAAAGUCACAAUUUGGCUUUGGAUUUGAUGCUAAAGAAGUCCACUUUUGGUGCUGUGUUAGGCAGAGCCGCGAAAGCGAUGGAUUGUUUACAAAUUAUUAAAAAAAGAAAAGAAAAAGAAAAAGAAAAAGAAAUUGUCCCUUUUUUGUGUAUAAUAUGUAAUGUAAAAAAAAUGACUCUUGCAUCUGGAUCAUCAUCCAUCAAAUGAAAUGGAAAUUUAUCGUUCUUAAUUUGAAAUUAA
This is a messenger RNA of Benincasa hispida (wax gourd), 2436 nucleotides long. Lineage: Eukaryota; Viridiplantae; Streptophyta; Magnoliopsida; Cucurbitales; Cucurbitaceae. The record is from RefSeq and is a predicted model, not a curated record.